GGCGGCGGGGGCCGCGGCAGGGCCCCCGGCGCUGGGAGCCGCGGCCCGGCCCGGAGCAGGGCGAGGGCCCGGCCCGGCCGUAGCGGAGCGCGGAGCGGCGGCGGUGACGGGGGGGCGGCAGCUCACCAUGGCCAACUCCAGCCACAUCCAGUCGGCCGCCUCCAAGAGCAUCCGCCCAUUCCGCUCCAGCGAGGAGUACCUGGAGGCCAUGAAGGAGGACCUGGCCGAGUGGUUCAACACCCUCUACGACCUGGACAUCCAGGUGGACACCUUCCUGGAGAGCCUGGAGACGGGCUGUCACCUCUGCCGCCACGCCAACAACGUCAACCGCACCGCCCUGGACUUCCAGGAGCGGCACCCGGAGGCGGCCGCCCGCAUGCGGGUGCCCCAGAACGAGGUGGUCUUCCAGGCCAAGAACGUGGUGCCCGGCUCCUUCAUCGCCAGGGAUAACGUCUCCAACUUCAUCCAGUGGUGCCGGCAGGACCUGGGCAUCCAGGACGUCCUCAUGUUCGAGACCAACGACUUGGUGCUGAAGAAGAACGAGAAGAACUUCGUCCUCUGCCUGCUGGAGGUGGCCAGGAGGGGCUCCAAGUUCGGGAUGCUGGCGCCCAUGCUGAUCCAGAUGGAGGAGGAGAUCGAGGAGGAGAUGAGGGACCAAAUGGGCGACGGCGCGCUGGGCACGCGCCGGGAGAGCCGGGACCCCCAGGCGGGCGCCUUCCCCAGCCGGGCCCGGCCCAUCACCCUCUGCGACCUCAAGAACCUGGACGAGCUGGUGAGACACGCGCUCCCCUGGGAGCCCUGUGCCUGGGUGCGGGAGAUCCUGGGCUGCUGCUCCUGCCCCUCGCAAUUCCCCAUGGUCAAGGUGUCCGAGGGGAAGUACAAAGUGGGAGACUCCAACACGCUCAUCUUCGUCCGAGUGCUGAGGAGCCACGUCAUGGUGCGCGUUGGUGGCGGCUGGGACACACUGGAACAUUACCUGGACAAGCACGACCCGUGUCGCUGUGCUGCCCUCUCUCACCGCCUGCCCCAGCCCCCCCCGGGCAUGUCCCCCCAAAAGCAGCCCUCGGCCCCCUCGUCCCGCGCCUCCAGCCCCAACCCCCGGCGCCCCCGCCUCGCCGGGCCCCCAGCCGGGGGGGACAGUGGCCACGGCAGGACCGAGCGGGGCCACCAGCCCAGGGGGGCCGGAGACCCCCCGAAGCCGCCCAGGCAGGAGUGUUUGCCCCCCCGGGGCGGGGCGGCCCCCCCGUCCGGCUCCAACAGCCCCUCCCGCAGCCCCGCGGAGCCCCGCGGGACCGGCACGGCCAGGUACGGCACCCCCGGGACCCCAAAACACAGCCCCCAGCCCACCGGCAGCGCUCGGCCACGGGGGGAGAGUGGGGGGAAUGGGGCCGCGCGCCUCGCGCGCUCCGCCGCUGCUCGGGCGACAGCGACUCCUCGGCCGCCUCCGCGCAGAGCGGCCCCCGACGCCCCCGGCCCGCCGGGACCCCUCCGGACCCCGCGCCGGGGUCCCCCGCGCCCCCGCGCUGCCGGGUCCCCCCGCGGGUCCCCCCGCGCCUCCCGCAGCCCCGGGCGCGGCCCCGCUCCGCUGCUGCUCAUCCGCCGCCGCCCCGACGGGCAGCACUCGUGGGCACGGCCCGAGCCCCCCGCCGCCGGGGGCGCGCCCGGGGGGGCUCCCGGGGGGCGGCGGGACCCCCGGCCCGGCCCCGGGGACCCCGAGGAGCUGGCGCGGAGGCUGCGGGCCCCGCGCUGGCUGGAGCCCGGGCAGGAGCAGCGGCUGUUCCAGCGGCUGGAGGAGGAAUUCCUGGCCAACACGCGGCUGCUCGAGCAGCUGGGGGACACCGAGAGCCCCCCCGCGCCCCCCGCCACCGCCGACUCGGCCUAUUGCUCCUCGUCGUCCUCGUCUUCCUCCCUCAACGUGUUCGCCAAGCACGGGCUGCCCGCCGAGGACGGGCGGCGGAGCGGGAACAGCGACGGGAAUAACAACAACGGGAAUAACGGGAACAACAACGGGGUGUGCCCCCCGCUGCCGUCCAACCCCACCAUGGGAGAUGUGAGGCGCCGCUCCACCCUCUCCAGCUCCUCCGACGACAGCUGCUGCUUCCCGGCCUCCUGGGACAACCGGGAGACCCCCGGGAAUCCCGGCUCCGACACCGACUGGCCGCCCGGGGAGGAUGAGCUGCUGGAGAUGGAGGAGACCCCCCUCGCCCCGGGGGUCUCCACGCCCCCACGGCGGCCCUGGGCCAAGCCCCGGCUGGACACGCAGCCCCACAAGGCGCCGUCCCGGAUCCCCACCCCGAGGGGUUACGGGGCCGGGACCCGGCCCCACAACGGCAGCCCCAAGGCCUGGGGGGCUCUGCAGAGCGUCUUCUCCCUGCUGGAGCCCCCCUGGGCCCCGCGGGAGCGCGAGGGGCUGGAGGAGGACACGUGGCCCUGAGAGGUCCAGCUCGGUGGCCUUGGCACCCCUGGGGACAUCCCGGAGCGGCCACUGGAGGUGGCACCUGUGUGCAGAGGUGAUGGACGGGGCCCGGGGGUGGGCAGGACGCCUUCACACGGACACUGUUGGCAGUGGGGUGGGCCCUGCAAGGAGCCCCCAGGCCCAGAGGGCCCCGGGUGUGCCCCCACCCCCAGGGAGCAGCUCCAUGGUGGGGCCGUGGUGGGGUCAUGGUGGGGUGGCCAGAGCAGAACUGGCACCUGGGAGUGGGGCUGGAGAGCACCUGGCUCUGCUCAGCUUGGACUCUUCAUCUCUUCUCAUCUUGUUUUCUCCUCCUCUUCGUGCUAUUCUUGUCAUCCUCCUCCUCAUCUUCUCGUGUUCUCUCAUAUUUCUACUCCUCUUUUGGCCGCCUUCUCCUUCUCUUGCCAUCUCCUCCUUGGCCUUUGUGUCCUUCUCAUCAUCACCUUCUCUUCUUGACCUUGUCCUCCUCUUGUCUUCUUCUCUUCUUGGCCUUCUUUGUCCCCUUGUCAUCACCCUCUUGGUCACUGUCUCCUCUUGUUUCUUCCUCUUAUUGGUCAUCUCCCAUCUCUCUUCUCUUCCUCCUCUUCCCUCUACCCCUGAGAUGACUUGAGGACGUGCAGCUUCUCACACAAUUGGGAUUUGAGGCUGGGGGGGGUGUCACUGUGUCCCCUCCAGGCCCAGCACUGCUGUGUUGAUGUCCCCAGGGUGGGACAGGGCUGUGCCCCCCGUGGCCCCCACCCCUCGGGCCCUGCAUGUCCCCCCAAGCCAGUAAAGACCAAGGGAGCUGCUCCCACCA
Molecule: messenger RNA, 3248 nt
Organism: Myiozetetes cayanensis
Lineage: Eukaryota; Metazoa; Chordata; Aves; Passeriformes; Tyrannidae
Gene: GAS2L1
Product: growth arrest specific 2 like 1
Biological process (GO): actin crosslink formation; protein localization to microtubule plus-end; regulation of microtubule polymerization or depolymerization
Cellular component (GO): actin filament; microtubule plus-end; cytoplasm
Molecular function (GO): cytoskeletal adaptor activity; microtubule binding; actin filament binding
Source: RefSeq, a predicted model, not a curated record